AUGAAAGAGUUCCCUCGAAAGUUCCUCAGCCUGCGCGACAAGAAUGGCACUCAUCGCCGGAGCAAAUCUGUCCCGCCGGGACACAAGGACAAGGUACGCAGCACCGCAGCACACGAGAGUCAGACAGCCUUCAAUGUUCUUCUCUCCGCGCCUCGAGACUCGAGAGGAACUCGGCCCCUGUCUGCAGAGGCUUUCCGUGCCAUGUUCAAGAUGGACGGCUCGAAACAGGCUUUGAAACCGGACAACGGCGAGGAGGAGAUAGAUUCCACCAAGAUUGAAGAUGUCCAGCAUCGCCUACAGAAAUUACACAUACCAAAUGUUACUACCGAGUAUAUUAAAGAUAUCUUGUCGACAAAUAUUGCCGAUGGCGACCCUCAGCAGACGGCCGAGUUCAUCGCAUUGGAACAAAAAUCCGCCUCAGGCGUUAUCGUCCCGUACGAUCCCAGUGUACACAUGCUGGGUGCUGAGAAUCGAGAAUACGUCACAUGUUAUUUAGAUUCAUUGCUUUUUGCCAUGUUUGCCAAGCUCGAUGCGUUCGAGUGUAUGCUCAAGUCGACCUUUCCCAUAGACGACCCGAAGCUAAAACUUGUUACACUGCUGCGGAUUUGGGUCAAUUUGCUGCGAUCAGGCAAACUGAUUCGCACCGAUUUGACCAAGUUAAUCCAAGAUACACUGAGCGAUUGUGGAUGGACUGACGCCAAGCUCUUGGAACAGCAAGACACCUCCGAAGCGUUCGCUUUUCUCACAGAAACUUUACAGCUUCCCCUUCUGUCCUUACAAGUAGAUCUAUUCCACCAAGGUAAAGGCGACAAAGACGACCACAAAGUAGUGUACGAGCGAUUACUGAAUCUAGCUGUGCCGCCUGACCCCGAAGGCAAGGGCAUCAAGCUUGAAGAUUGUCUGGAGGAGUACUUUAAUGCCAGAGUCGAUGUUUUACGAGAUCAUGAAGAAGCAAAGAAGGGAAGCAUAGAUGAUAGAGGCGAUGGGUCGCCGCUCCCGAGCCAGACCACUGUCAGGUUAAUUCGAUCAGAAGAAGGAGGCGUAUCGUCUCUGGCCGCCUCACCAGUUGACCUUACGCCAUCGCAACAAUCAUUUGGCAACCCAAUGGAACGAAGCAUUUCUCAGGCGUCAGCGUCACAAAGCAUUCAUCAAGUCCAUUCUCAAGAUGGGCCCUCACAGGAGACCCAAAGCACAGAGGGAACAACGCCUACUCGCCCAAGCGUGCGUACGCGGUCUACUAGUGUUAUUCAGCGUGUAAUCGUGGACGAAGAUGGCCGACCAACUGGUACUGGGGACGGUGUCAUGAAGAAACGAGCGAGGCGCAAAGGCUCGACUGUGGUCAAGGCCGUCACAAUUCCCGCAUGGCAAUUCUUCCGGCUCAUUCCCUGGCAUGCUCUGACGCCUAACGAGCCUAGAAGCGACUCUGAAGUAGCCUUGAAUUUCGAUCAGAAACCUGUGGUUGGUAUCUGUCUCAAACGCUACGCCAUGACGGAGUCCGGACAGCCAAAACGGCACAACACUUUCAUCGACAUUCCCUCCAGUCUCCGACUACCGCAUUUCAUGCUCGCAGGUGGCCCUAAGCUCGAGGAAGACCUUUACGGGCUCAGCACCGAGUAUAAACUCGUUUUGCAAUCCGUCGUAUGCCACCGAGGCGACUCCCUCCAGAGCGGCCACUACAUAUCCUUUGCACGAGUCGCCCCAAAACUACUGACCGGGAAUCGACGGCACGACUUUGACCCUCCCCCAGAUUACGAGGAAGCACAAUGGGUCAAGUUUGACGAUCUAGAGACGGAAAGUCGCAUCACCUACGUAGAUGACAUCAAGCACGCCUUAAAGGCCGAGAUGCCAUACCUCCUAUUCUACCAAAUCGUCCCCAUGGUCGACAACAUGCCGCGUACCUCAACCGACGGCACAGAAACCAACCCCCCUUCGUACAACGAGUCGAAAAAGAGCCUGGAACUCACCUCCGACUUGUCAUCCUCUGCAUUCGGCCGUCUAACAGGCAAUCACCGCGAAGACCUCCAAGCAGUGGACUUGGGUCCGAGAAGCAAACCACCCAGCAUUCGUCUAUCCGCGGAAAUCGACCGCCCAAGAGGCACCUUUGAUCCGUCCUGGGUUUCAUCUCACACUGGUUCCACGCCAAAUGCUUCCCGUCGGGAAAGCAUGGCCAACACAGACUCACCCGGUGGCAUGUCCCCCGUCAUAACACCCAGCGACGAAUCAACCGCCUCGAGAUUAUCCCGCGCGGCUUCUCGCUUUGCACUAGGUCGGCAGAGUCGUCCGCAGAGCCAAUCCGGCGAAGGCAGAAUCAGCUUCUCCAUGACUCGUCUAGGCGGCCUCAUGAAGUCGAGUAAGGAGCCGCUCAAUGAACCACCUGCAAAUGGUCUUCAAAUCUCUGCCUCCAAUUCCACAGGUCCAUCAGACACGUCUGGCAAAGCCCCUGAUUCACCUGUAGAAGAGAAACACAGCCUAGUGCCACAGCCGCAGCCGCAGAAACAAAAACGUGGCAAGUCAAAGGAUAAGACGGAGAAACACAAGGGAGAUCAGCCGGAGCGGGAAUGUACAGUAAUGUGA
Messenger RNA from Pochonia chlamydosporia 170, 2574 nucleotides. Its product is annotated as ubiquitin C-terminal hydrolase family protein. Gene Ontology annotation, biological process: protein deubiquitination. NCBI's taxonomy places the organism in Eukaryota, Fungi, Ascomycota, Sordariomycetes, Hypocreales, Clavicipitaceae. The transcript is spliced from 5 exons. The record is from RefSeq and is a predicted model, not a curated record. Gene Ontology annotation, cellular component: cytosol; nucleus. Bases 1 to 2574 code for a protein of 857 amino acids. Gene Ontology annotation, molecular function: cysteine-type deubiquitinase activity; cysteine-type endopeptidase activity.